GAGCCCGGAAGUUGAUUUUUUUUUAUUUACUCUCCUGUGAGAAGAUGGCGGACAUGGGCGAGCUGUUCGGCAGUGAUGGAGACAGUGAUAACGAACAGCGAGAUUCCGGUUCCGGCUCAGGUUCUGGUUCUGACUCGGAGCAGGAGCGUCCUCGCUCAGUCAGUAACGCCUCAGGCAGUGGGAGCGACAGGGAUCAGGACGACGAUGAUGAUGAUGAUGAAGAUGGUCAUGAUGGCGGAAAGCCGAGCAACAAAGAGCUGUUUGGAGACGACAGUGAAGACGAGCAGGGCAGCGACAACCAAUCAGAACACUCAGGGAACGACAACCAAUCGGACGUCAGCGAGCACUCGGAGGCGGAGCAACACAGCGGCUCAGAGGGACAUCACGAGGAGGAAGAUGAUGAUGAAGCUCACAGUCACAGGUCAGAUCCAGGGAGCCCCGCCUCUGGACCAGGAAGCCCAGCCUCUGGACCAGGGAGCCCCGCCUCCGGUGCAGGGAGCCCCGCCUCCGGUGCAGGGAGCCCCGCCUCCGGUGCAGGGAGCCCCGCCUCCGGUGCAGGGAGCCCCGUCUCUGGUGCAGGGAGCCCCGUCUCUGGUGCAGGGAGCCCCGUCUCUGGUGCAGGGAGCCCCGUCUCUGGUGCAGGAAGUCACCGCUCUGGGAGAGGAAGCGUCACGCCGAUGUCGGACCACUCAGAUGGAGAGGGGUCAGUGAGAGAUGCUCUCUCAGGAGAUGAGAAGUGGGGGGGUGAGGGGAAAAGGGGCAGCCCACAGUCUGACCAAUCAGAGGACGAGGAGAAGCAGCGCAACUCGGACGAAGAGCGGGAUCACUCCGACGACGAGGGGCGGGAACACAAGUCUGGUUCAGCUAAAGGCAGUGACAGUGAGGAUGACUUUGUGGGACUGAAGAAGAAGAAGAAAAUAGCGUCUGAUUCAGACUCGGACAGUGACGUGGGGACACAGAGAGGUAAGAAGACUGCAGCAGACGAUCUGUUUGGAGAAGCAGAUGACAUCUCAUCAGACAGCGAUAAUGAGAAACCGCCCACACCUGGACAACCUCUGGAUAAUGAGGAGGGUAUGGAAGGAGAGCAGCAGGAGGAGGAGCCGCUUCCUGAGACCCGGAUAGAGGUGGAGAUCCCUAAAGUCAGCACAGAUCUGGGAAGUGACCUCUACUUCGUCAAACUGCCCAACUUCCUGAGUGUGGAGCCGAGGCCGUUUGAUCCUCAGUAUUAUGAGGAUGAGUUUGAGGAUGAGGAGAUGUUGGAUGAAGAAGGCAGGACCAGGCUGAAGCUGAAGGUGGAGAACACUAUCAGGUGGCGCAGUCGCCGUGACGACGAGGGGAACGAUAUCCGCGAGAGCAACGCACGUAUCGUCAAAUGGUCAGACGGCAGCAUGUCCCUACACCUGGGUAAUGAGGUGUUUGAUGUGUAUAAAGCUCCUCUACAGGGAGACCACAAUCACCUGUUCAUCAGACAGGGGACAGGACUCCAGGGUCAAGCCGUGUUCAAAACCAAGCUCACUUUCAGACCUCACUCGACAGACAGUGCCACUCACAGGAAGAUGACCCUCUCUCUGGCUGAUCGAUGCUCCAAAACACAAAAGAUCAGAAUUUUGCCCAUGGCUGGACGAGAUCCAGAGUCUCAGAGGAACGAGAUGAUAAAGAAAGAGGAGGAGAGGUUGCGGGCGUCUAUCCGGCGUGAGUCCCAGCAGAGGAGGAUGAGGGAGAAGCAGCACCAGCGCGGCCUGAGCGCCGGAUACCUGGAGCCUGAUCGCUAUGACGACGAGGAAGAGGGAGACGAAGCCAUCAGCCUCGCUGCCAUCAAGAGCAAAUACAAAGGAGGAGGACUGAGAGAGGAGAGAGCGAGGAUCUACUCGUCUGACAGUGAUGAAGGCUCUGAUGAUGAUAAAGCACAACGCCUCAUGAAGGCCAAGAAACUCGACAGUGAUGAGGAAGGAGAGAACUCGGGGAAGAGGAAGGCCGAGGACAAUGACGACUCGUCCACCAAGAAAGCCAAGAAGUACGUCAUCAGUGAUGAAGAGGAGGAGGAAGAGGAGGAAGACUAGUCCAUCACUUAUUCUCUUAUCCUUUAUUCUUUUAUCCUUUAUUCUGUGUUUCUGUCCUUCUUUGAUGGGGGGGGGUGUUUUAUAGAGCUGCUUCAGUGGGAAAUAAAGAAACAGUUGACCUUGA
Molecule: messenger RNA, 2184 nt
Organism: Hemibagrus wyckioides
Lineage: Eukaryota; Metazoa; Chordata; Actinopteri; Siluriformes; Bagridae
Gene: leo1
Product: LEO1 homolog, Paf1/RNA polymerase II complex component
Exons: 12
Coding region: 45-2060 (671 amino acids)
Biological process (GO): positive regulation of transcription elongation by RNA polymerase II; transcription elongation by RNA polymerase II
Cellular component (GO): Cdc73/Paf1 complex; nucleus
Molecular function (GO): RNA polymerase II C-terminal domain phosphoserine binding
Source: RefSeq, a predicted model, not a curated record